Messenger RNA from Erigeron canadensis, 3285 nucleotides. RefSeq names its product ABC transporter A family member 7-like. The record is from RefSeq and is a predicted model, not a curated record. The coding region runs from base 158 to 2998 and encodes 946 amino acids. Gene Ontology annotation, molecular function: ABC-type transporter activity; ATP binding; ATP hydrolysis activity. The transcript has 18 exons. Gene Ontology annotation, biological process: lipid transport; transmembrane transport. NCBI's taxonomy places the organism in Eukaryota, Viridiplantae, Streptophyta, Magnoliopsida, Asterales, Asteraceae. Gene Ontology annotation, cellular component: membrane; intracellular membrane-bounded organelle.
AAACAACAGCGGAAGCAAAAAUCAAUUCGCAUAUUCUUUCCCCCAAAUUGUUAUUCUUUUUUGGCGCCAGAUUCCAAUUUUAACGGUCACGAUUUCAACACGCUUACUGCGUGUAUGUGAGAGAGAAAGUGUGUGUGUGUGUGUGUAAGGUGCAUCAAUGGCGGAUUCAUCCAAUGGUCCGUCUAGUUUCUGGACUCAGGCUAAUGCUUUAUUCAGAAAGAAUUUGACUUUUCAGAAAAGGAAUAUCAGGACAAAUCUGAGGCUUGUAUUCUUCCCGAUCGUCCUUUGUUUGUUACUAGUAUUACUACAAGCAAUAAUCAACAAUGAAUUAGAUAAACCCGAAAAUAAAUGUGGUUGCACUUGUAUUGAUCAAGACGGUGACGGUCAGUGUGAGAGAGUGUGCGGGAUUCAAUACUCAGAUUUGGAUCAAGUGGCCACUUGCCCUAUACCAAUACCACCUGAAUGGCCUCCCAUAUUGCAAUUACCAGAUUCACAGUUUCGUGCUGUGAGAACUGAUAUCAUUCCAUUUGGUGAUUUGCCUAACGAAUCAUGUAGAGCUACAGGUUCAUGUCCAGCCACUGUCCUUAUUACUGGGACUAAUAGAUCUCUUGGAGAGAGGCUGGCUAGAAAUAUGUUCCCAAGUUCUACCAAUUUCAGUUCAGCCAAUGGUCUGGCUGGUGCUGUAUUGGGCUCAGCUUCAAAGACUGAUAUGUAUAACUUUUUUGAGUCUGCUUUUUUCUCGAGUUUUCCUAUCUACUAUGUUCAAUCUCAGUGUGGAGCCAACUCCACAUUUUCUAUUUCUGUCCCCAUAGCAUCCAUUGAAUUACAAAAAGAAAUCAGAUGUGUUCAAGGUCAACAUUUAUGGCGCAACAGCUCUUCUGAAAUUAACAAUGAGCUCUAUGCGGGAUACAGAAAGGGAAACUCUGAAGAUAAAAUAAAUGAGAUAUUAACAGGCUAUGAUUUCUUGAAUUCGAAUAUGAAUAAUUAUAAUGUGACAGUAUGGUACAACUCUACAUACAAGAAUGACACAGGAGGUGGUCCCACAGGACUGGUUCGGCUUCCUCGCUCAAUAAAUUUGUUAUCAAAUGCUUACUUACAACUUUUGGUUGGGCCAUCAACACAAAUGCUAUUUGAUUAUGUAAAAGAGAUGCCCAAGGCUGAAACCGAAAUCAGGCUAGACUUCUCUUCCCUCCUUGGAACAUUGUUCUUUACAUGGGUCAUUUUGCAACUUUUCCCUAUUGUUUUAACCACUCUGGUGUAUGAGAAACAACAAAAGUUAAGGAUCAUGAUGAAAAUGCAUGGUCUUGGGGAUGGCCCUUAUUGGAUGAUUUCUUAUGCAUACUUCCUUGCCAUAUCUUUGCUGUAUAUGUUAUGUUUCGUGGCAUUUGGCUCAGUUGUAGGGUUGAAGUUCUUUACAUUGAACGACUACAGUAUCCAAUUUGUGUUCUAUGUUAUAUAUGUGAAUCUACAAAUUUCUCUGGCAUUUCUAGUGGCUGCACUUUUCUCUAAUGUGAAGACGGCUGCAGUUGUGGGUUAUAUCACCGUCUUUGCAACUGGUCUCUUAGGAGGAUUCUUCUUCCAGUUCUUCCUUCAAGAUAAAUCAUUUUCCAGAUUUUGGAUUGUCGUGAUGGAGUUGUAUCCAGGGUUUUCUCUAUAUGGCGGACUUUAUGAAUUUUCACAGUAUGCUUUUACUGGAAACUAUAUGGGUACUGAUGGAAUGCGUUGGGGAGAUUUAGGGGAUAGCAAUAAUGAAAUGCGUCAUGUCUUAAUAAUCAUGGUUGUGGAAUGGGUGGUGGUUUUCUUUAUUGCAUACUACAUAGACCAGGCUGUAACAUCCGGAAGUGGUAUCCGAAAAAGUCCACUUUUUUUCUUGGACAAGUUCAAAAAGAAGCCUUCAGUUUCAUUCAGGAAACCCAGUUUACAAAGGCAGGGUUCAAAAGUAUAUGUGCAGCUGGAGAAACCUGAUGUGGCCCAAGAGAGAGAGAGGGUCGAGCAGUCAUUACUUGAACAAGAUACAAGCCAUUCAAUCGUAUGUGAUAACCUCAAAAAGGUGUAUCCGGGAAGAGAUGGAAACCCAGAGAAAUUUGCAGUUAGAGGUUUGUCACUUGCAUUAUCUCAAGGGGAGUGCUUUGGAAUGCUUGGUCCAAAUGGUGCUGGCAAAACCUCUUUCAUUAAUAUGAUGAUUGGGCUCAUUAAGCCAAGCUCUGGCACAGCUUAUGUUCAAGGUCUGGAUAUAACAACCAACAUGGAUCAGAUUUAUGGUAACAUGGGUGUAUGUCCUCAGCACGACUUGCUUUGGGAAACCCUAACGGGUAGGGAGCAUCUUCUAUUCUAUGGAAGGCUUAAGAAUCUCAAAGGUUCAACCUUGACACAAGCAGUUGAAGAAUCUCUUAGAAGUGUCAAUCUCUUCAACGGUGGGGUAGCUGACAAGCAAGCUGGUAAGUAUAGUGGAGGCAUGAAAAGGAGGCUUAGUGUUGCCAUUUCAUUAAUUGGAGAUCCCAAGGUUGUGUACAUGGACGAGCCUAGCACUGGACUGGACCCAGCUUCAAGAAAUAACCUAUGGAAUGUGGUGAAGCGAGCCAAACAAAACCGUGCAAUCAUUCUUACAACACAUUCUAUGGAGGAAGCUGAGCAUCUAUGUGACCGUUUAGGAAUCUUUGUCGAUGGCAGCUUGCAGUGUGUCGGAAAUCCUAAAGAGUUAAAGGGUAGAUACGGAGGUUCAUACGUGUUCACAAUGACAACAUCCUCAGAUCACGAGACAGAUGUAGAAAACCUAGCAAAGGGUCUCGCACCAAACGCUAACAAGAUAUACCAAAUAUCUGGAACACAAAAAUUUGAGUUGCCAAAAGAAGCCAUCAAAAUAGCAGACGUUUUUCGGGCAGUUGAGUACGCUAAAAGCAGAUUCACUGUUCAGGCAUGGGGGCUUGCAGACACUACUCUUGAGGACGUUUUUAUCAAAGUUGCUCGAGAAGCUCAACCGUUUGAUGUUCUUUCAUAAUAUCUUUAGUUUAAAGGUCACAAGUUCAAAUCGUUAAUUCUUGGCAGCACUGUAGCAGGUUAAAAAAUAGUAUAUAGUUUAGCUUAUAUAUUAUCUAAUGCCCAGAUCAGCCUCAUGCGGUUAUGUUGUAUAUGUAUUUGGUAAACAUUUAAGUUUUUAGUUUUUAGAUAUAUUUAUGAACAUCAAAUGUAGUAUACUAGUAUGGUAUGUAUUUGAUAAACUAUAGCAUUUCUCAUAUGUUUAUGGUAGUGAGGUAUGGUAUAUUUAUUUUGAUCUUUUUAAAUGUA